Molecule: messenger RNA, 3834 nt
Organism: Anopheles arabiensis
Lineage: Eukaryota; Metazoa; Arthropoda; Insecta; Diptera; Culicidae
Product: basic proline-rich protein-like
Exons: 5
Coding region: 249-3689 (1146 amino acids)
Source: RefSeq, a predicted model, not a curated record
UGAACCUUAUGUGCCCGGGCGCUAGCGGGACAACAGCAACGACGACACAGCGCACUCCACACGUGUUGCACGACGACUUGAAGGGAACGUUUGAGCGUGUUUUUUGUUUAGUGUACGUGACUGGUGGAGUGCAUGUUUGUGCAAAGGUGUGCAAAAGGACAAUUUGAAAAAGGACACUCAGUGCUUGUGUGGACGCUGCCAAGCGUCGGAAUAUCGUGUAGCAUCGUGGUGCGAUCGUGCAAAACAAAAUGCGAUUGCUAGUGCUACUCGGUUGUCUGCUAGCGGCAUCUAGCGGCAAUGCUGAGAUAACGACCGUCCUGGGCCAGAACGGGUACGACUACACGCCCCCGAAAGUACCCUUUCCACCACCACCAAGCUGUCCCGCUGGGGGUGUACCACCGUACUGCUGCACCAAUGGCGGUCAAGGACCUAACUGCGUAGUCCCUACCCCACCACCACCGCCAUCUUGCCCCUUUGGUGGUGUGCCACCGUACUGCUGUACUAACGGAGGGUCCGGCCCGAACUGCUAUGUGCCACCUCCACCAACGCGACCACCACCUCCAGCGUGUCCGGCCGGUGGUGUUCCGCCAUACUGCUGUACCAACGGAGGAACUGGCCCGAACUGUUACGUCCCACCGCCUCCAACUCCACCACCUACACGACCGCCGCCACCACCGAGUUGCCCGGCCGGUGGAGUUCCUCCGUACUGCUGUACCAACGGCGGAACUGGUCCGAACUGCUACGUCCCACCACCGCCGCCGCCUCCGCCGACUCGCCCACCUAGCUGUCCCGCAGGAGGAGUACCUCCGUACUGCUGUACUAACGGUGGAUCCGGUCCUAACUGUUACGUCCCACCGCCCCCAACUCCUCCACCAACACGUCCACCUCCGCCGCCAAGCUGUCCAGCGGGAGGAGUCCCACCAUACUGCUGCACGAACGGAGGAUCCGGUCCGAACUGCUAUGUGCCACCACCUCCCACUCCUCCACCAACACGUCCACCACCACCAAGCUGUCCUGCGGGUGGAGUCCCACCGUACUGUUGCACUAAUGGCGGACAGGGUCCUAACUGUGUAGUUCCCACCCGACCACCGAAGGGAGAUGAGUAUCUGCCGCCCUGCACGAACGGAGGCCAAGGACCGAACUGUGUAGUACCAACGCGACCACCCGUAACUCCUGCACCCAGACCGCCAUUCGGAUGUCCUAACGGAGGAGUUCCGCCAAACUGUUGCACCAAUGGUGGACAAGGACCUAACUGUGUGAUUCCGAGACCACCUCCGCCACCGCCGAGCUGUCCAGCUGGUGGAGUACCCCCAUACUGCUGCACUAACGGAGGCUCUGGACCGAACUGUUACGUGCCACCCCCGCCAACGCCUCCACCAACUCGUCCUCCGCCUCCUCCACCAACACGCCCUCCGAGCUGUCCCGCUGGUGGUGUUCCGCCUUACUGCUGUACCAACGGAGGAUCCGGCCCGAACUGUUACGUUCCGCCUCCACCGACCCCACCUCCGACACGUCCUCCGCCGCCACCACCAACUCGUCCACCGAGCUGUCCGGCUGGAGGAGUUCCCCCGUACUGCUGUACUAACGGCGGAUCUGGUCCGAACUGCUAUGUCCCACCUCCUCCAACUCCUCCACCAACUCGCCCACCGCCGCCACCACCAACUCGCCCACCGAGCUGUCCAGCUGGAGGUGUUCCUCCAUACUGCUGUACUAAUGGAGGAUCUGGUCCUAACUGUUACGUACCACCGCCUCCGACCCCUCCGCCGACUCGUCCUCCGCCACCACCCCCAACUCGCCCACCAAGCUGUCCCGCUGGUGGUGUCCCACCGUACUGUUGUACCAACGGAGGAUCCGGUCCGAACUGCUAUGUUCCGCCACCACCAACCCCACCUCCGACUCGUCCUCCGCCACCACCGCCAACUCGUCCUCCGAGCUGUCCGGCGGGAGGAGUGCCUCCGUACUGCUGUACCAAUGGAGGAAGUGGCCCCAACUGCUAUGUGCCGCCUCCACCAACCCCUCCACCAACUCGACCACCACCUCCUCCGCCAACUCGCCCACCAAGCUGUCCGGCGGGAGGAGUUCCGCCGUACUGUUGCACGAACGGAGGCUCUGGGCCCAACUGCGUUGUACCGACUAGACCUCCGCCACCGACAACUCAGAGCAAUGGAUAUCUGCCACCCUGCCCUAAUGGAGGUGUCGGACCCAACUGCCAAGUACCACCAACCCGUCCACCGAGCUGCCCGGCCGGAGGUGUCCCCCCGUACUGCUGUACUAAUGGAGGAACUGGCCCCAACUGCUACGUGCCACCUCCGCCACCACCACCACCAACUCGUCCACCGCCGACUCGCCCACCGAGCUGUCCCGCUGGAGGAGUUCCACCUUACUGUUGCACGAAUGGAGGAACUGGCCCGAACUGUUACGUGCCACCCCCUCCGACUCCACCACCAACCCCACCACCACCACCGACCAGACCUCCGAGCUGUCCAGCUGGAGGAGUUCCUCCGUACUGCUGUACUAAUGGAGGCACUGGCCCCAACUGUUAUGUCCCACCCCCUCCGACCCCUCCACCAACUCGACCGCCGCCUCCACCACCGACUCGCCCUCCGAGCUGUCCGGCGGGAGGAGUGCCACCGUACUGCUGUACAAACGGAGGAUCUGGCCCGAACUGUUACGUUCCACCGCCACCGACUCCACCUCCGACUCGUCCUCCGCCACCACCACCAACUCGCCCACCGAGCUGUCCGGCUGGAGGUGUUCCUCCUUACUGCUGUACCAACGGAGGAACUGGCCCUAACUGCUAUGUGCCGCCUCCACCGACCCCUCCACCAACUCGACCGCCACCUCCUCCACCAACACGCCCACCAAGCUGCCCUGCUGGAGGAGUUCCUCCAUACUGCUGUACUAAUGGUGGAACUGGCCCCAACUGCUAUGUACCUCCCCCACCAACUCGUCCAACGCCUCCUCCACCUACUCCAGGCAAGGAUAACGAGUAUCUUCCACCAUGCUCCAAUGGAGGAGUUGGACCUAACUGCGUUGUACCGACCAGACCACCACCACCACCGCCAGCCUGCCCAGCCGGAGGAGUGCCUCCUUACUGCUGUACCAACGGAGGAAGUGGCCCCAACUGCUAUGUGCCGCCACCACCCACUCCACCACCAACUCGGCCACCACCUCCUCCACCAACUCGACCACCGAGCUGUCCCGCUGGUGGAGUACCACCGUACUGCUGUACUAACGGAGGAUCCGGUCCUAACUGUUACGUACCACCGCCACCGACCCCACCACCGACUCGUCCUCCGCCUCCACCACCAACUCGACCGCCGACCUGUCCGGCAGGAGGAGUGCCACCGUACUGCUGCACUAAUGGAGGAAGUGGCCCGAACUGUUACGUCCCACCACCACCGACACCACCACCAACUCGACCACCUCCUCCACCGCCACCGGCAUGCCCGGCGGGAGGUAUUCCACCGUACUGCUGCACCAACGGAGGCUCCGGACCGAACUGUGCGGUCCCAACGAGACCUCCGCCACCACCUCCGACUAGCCCUGCACCUAGCUGCCCUAACGGUGGCGUACUGCCUUUCUGCUGCACUAACGGUGGCCAGGGAGCGAACUGCGAAGUGCCGUCCCACACGCUCGAGGAAGACGGCUACCACUACAAGCGGCCAAACAAACCGUUCACCUUCUAGCCCUAGGUGGUUCUGCGUGUGCCCGCAAGCGGUGCAAUUACUGUUCAUUUAAUUUUGUCUUUACUAUUUUGUUUAAGUUGAUUCGUUCAUCUGUGAAUAGCAAUAAAUGUAAACCCCUCUCUACUCUUGUACAUUUUUAACAAAA